CACUUUCCUUAUUAUAUCCACUCAAACACACGUACGUCUUACUAGCUUUUCCUGCUGAACCCUGAUAUCGAUAUCGAGAUCGAUAAUGGCCGGAGGUUUUUCGAUCGCCGCCGACGGCAAGUCCGGCCGGCGUGAAUUCAAGGGCAAGAUCACGUGGUACGUCUGGAUCUGCGGCAUCAUCGCCGCCACCUGCGGCCUCAUGUUCGGCUACGACAUCGGCAUCUCAGGUGGUGUGACGGCCAUGGACGACUUCCUGAUCGAGUUCUUCCCGUCGGUGUACGCGCGGAAGCACCGUGCCAAGGAGAACAACUACUGCAAGUUCGACGACCAGCGUCUCCAGCUCUUCACGUCGUCCCUCUACCUGGCGGCGCUCACGGCCAGCUUCGGCGCGUCCAUGGUGUGCACCCGGUUCGGGCGCAAGCGGACCAUGCAGGCCGCGUCCGUCUUCUUCCUGGCCGGGACGGGCCUCUGCGCGGGGGCGUCCAACCUGGCGAUGCUCAUCGUGGGCCGGAUCUGCCUGGGCGUGGGCGUGGGCUUCGGCAACCAGGCCGCGCCCUUGUUCCUCUCCGAGAUCGCGCCGGCCCACAUCCGCGGCGCGCUCAACAUCCUCUUCCAGCUCAACGUCACCAUCGGGAUCCUCGUGGCCCAGAUCGUCAACUACCUGACCUCCACCGUCCACCCCAUGGGCUGGCGCUACUCGCUCGGCGGCGCCGCGGGCCCGGCGGCCGUGUUGUUCCUGGGCUCGCUGGUGAUCACGGAGACGCCCACGAGCCUCGUGGAGCGCGGGCAGAAGGAGGCCGGCCGCGCCAUGCUGGAGCGGAUCCGGGGGACCAAGGAAGUGGACGAGGAGUUUGAGGAGAUUUCUCUGGCGUGCGAGACCGCGGCGAAGAUGUGCGAGGAGGAGAAGCCGUUCCGGAGGCUCCGGCGGAGGGAGAGCCGGCCGCCGCUGGUGAUCGCGAUUGUGAUGCAGGUGUUCCAGCAGUUCACGGGGAUCAACGCCAUCAUGUUCUACGCGCCCGUGCUGUUCCAGACCAUGGGCUUCGCCAGCAACGCGUCCCUGCUCUCUGCCGUCGUGACCGGCGGGGUGAAUGUCCUGUCCACGCUCGUCUCCAUCGUGCUCGUCGACAAGAUCGGCCGCCGCAAGCUGCUCCUCGAGGCCUGCGUCCAAAUGCUCAUCGCCCAGGUGGCGGUGGGGGGGAUAAUGUGGGUGCACGUGAAGGCGAGCAACAGCCCGAGCCACGGGUGGGCGCUGGCGACGGUGGUGCUCAUCUGCGUCUACGUGUCGAGCUUCGCGUGGUCGUGGGGGCCGCUGGGCUGGCUCAUCCCGUCGGAGACGUUCCCGCUGGAGACGCGCACGGCGGGCUUCUCCUUCGCCGUCAGCUCAAACAUGUUGUUCACGUUCGUCAUCGCGCAGGCGUUCCUCACCAUGAUGUGCACCAUGCGGGCAUUCAUCUUCUUCUUCUUCGGCAUCUGCAUCGUCGUAAUGGGGGCCUUCGUGCUCACGCUGCUGCCGGAGACCAAGGGCGUGCCCAUCGACGAGAUGGUCGACAGGGUCUGGCGCAAGCACUGGUUCUGGAAGAGGUACUUCCGCGACGCCGACGACGCCAAGGUUAACAACUGCUAGCUGGCUUAGUUAGCUCACGUACGUACCACGGUGGUGACGAUGAUGAUGAAAUUAAUUAAUUAAUUAGCUUGUGUAUUUAUUUAUCAUUGAUUAGUUUGAUGAUGGUUAUUAUUUGUGACACGACUGUGAUUUCACCCUUGUGAGAAUAAUACAUAUGUAAUCCAUGCUAA
This is a messenger RNA of Brachypodium distachyon (stiff brome), 1794 nucleotides long. Its product is annotated as sugar transport protein 8. The transcript has 3 exons. Gene Ontology annotation, cellular component: membrane. The coding region runs from base 86 to 1624 and encodes 512 amino acids. Gene Ontology annotation, biological process: monosaccharide transmembrane transport. The record is from RefSeq and is a predicted model, not a curated record. Lineage: Eukaryota; Viridiplantae; Streptophyta; Magnoliopsida; Poales; Poaceae. Gene Ontology annotation, molecular function: monosaccharide transmembrane transporter activity.